GGGCCGGCAUCCCUGCGGGGCGGCUGGCUGGGCCGCCCGCGGCGCUGUCCGCCAGCGGCAGGGUGGCCGCGGCGCUGCAGUCGACCGCCUGGCAGGCGCGCGCCGCCAGGAGUGCCGCCUCGCGCGGUUGGCUGGGCCGGUCGUCGCGCUACGCGCGCGUGAGGCUGCGGGAGCUCUUCCAGAGCGACGGCCAGCUGCUGCUCGUGGUGGCCGCGGCGGCGGUGCUCUUCUCCGUGCUGUCGCACGCGCUGGCGGCGGGGCCGCUGCUCUCUCUCGGCCGCCGGCCGGCCUGGCCCUGGCAGCGGAGGAGGGGCCUGCUGGCCUGGGUCGCUGCCCGGCUGCCGGGCGGCGCGGACCUGCCGCUGAUCGCCGCGCUGGGCCUGUGCGCCGUUGCCGCAGUGCACGGCAGGGGCUCCCGGACCGCCUCGGCGCCUCGCCGGAGUAGGCCUGCUCGCCUCAGGGCGCCCGUGCGGGAGCGGCUCGCGCCGUCGCUCAGCUCCAUGGCGCCGGCGUCCAAGGCGGAGGCCGAGGAGGCGCUGGCAGAGGGGAUGUUCAAGGAGCUGCGCGCCCAGGUGCGCCGCGGCAGUGAUGAGCUGAGGGCUACAAUCGCCCUGGAGGCGUGGGGCGAGGGCGGCCGGCCCAGCCGGCCUCUGAAGCGGGGCGAGCUGCAGAUCCUCGUGGAAGAGGCGGCGCGCACGGGGCGCCAGCUGGGCCUUCUCGCGGCGCUGGCCGGAGCUCUCAGGGACCUCGGCGUCCGGCUCGACUGGGCACCUGGCCAGGACCUCGCCGCCAAUCUUGGCCGGCACGCUCUUGACCCUGCGCUGGAGGCAGCGGUCAACGAUAACCGCGACGAGAAGGUGGCGCUGCUGCUGCUGGACCUGGGCCUCGACGGCGGGAGGGGCAGCGCCGCGCAGCUGAACGCAAACCCGCUGCUGCGGGCCGCCGCCUCUCAGGGGAUGGUGCGGCUGUCCGAGCGGCUUGUGACCGACUGCGGCGCAGCCGUCAACGCCCGUGACCCUCGGUAUGGCACGACCGCGCUCGACCGCGCGGCGGAUGCAGGCCAGGAGGCCGUCGCCAGGAAGCUGCUCGACCUGGGCGCGGACCCAGCAGCCGGACGGGGCGUCGAGUACCUGGCCGCCCGGCUGGGGCCCUGGUUCCCCGCGCGCUGCUCGCAGGCCAGCCAGGGCAACGCGAGGGGAGGCGCGCAGGUGUCGUUCGAGGAGCUGCGCACCUCGAUGCUGCGCGCCACCGACGACUCAGCGGUCUCGGCCCUGGACGAGUGGCGCUCGGCCAGAGGGUCGCCACUGCGGCCCGCGGAGCUGGCGCUGCUGCUGGAGGACACCGCGCGCAGCGGAUAUCGCCCGGCGGUGCUGCGACGCCUGCUGUCAGAGCUGCCCUUCCAGCCCGCCUCGGCCGGGGAUGGUGUCGUCGGACACCGGCCGCUGGAUGCCGGACUGCGAGCAGCGGUCGAGGAGAAUUCGGACGAGCGCGUGGCCCUGCUGCUGCUGGACCUGGGCAUCGGGAGCGGAGGCGGCCCCGCCGCCGGCCAGCUGAACCCCAACCCGCUGCUGCGCAGCGCUGCCAGCAGGUGCCUCCCAGGCGUCGUGGAGCGGCUCCUGGACACGGCCGGCGCGGACCUGGACUCGCCCGACCCGAAGUUCGGGAGCACGGCGCUGGACAGGGCGGUGGCGGCGGGCUGCGACGAAGUGGCCACGAGGCUGCUGGAGCGCGGGGCCGACCCGCGCGCGGGGCGUGGCCUCGACUACCUCCUGCAGAGCGCCAGCCCGCGGGUGAGCGCACUUCUCGUGGGGCGGCGCGGGGGCGAGUGA
This is a messenger RNA of Prorocentrum cordatum, 1829 nucleotides long. The record is from the annotation of a GenBank genome assembly. NCBI's taxonomy places the organism in Eukaryota, Dinophyceae, Prorocentrales, Prorocentraceae.